AGUCAGAGAGAGUCCCUCAAUGUACCGACACCACAGAUCUAUCAUUAAUAAUAGCAUAUCUAUUGAUCAACAACAGCAGGAGGCGAAGAGAGUGAAAUAAGUAAACUGGGCGUUGAAGUUGUAGCAGAGUGUGUCCCUCCCUCCUCCAGGCUGAACUGUAGAAGCGCUACCAGCGAGAGGGACGCGAGAUUAGGGCAGCAGUUUGGGGGUCUCUGGAAUUUAUUAGCAGACGCUUCAAGCUCGCUGUUGUUGUAUCUUUCUUCUGGAUUCGUAGCAGAUCUACAGGUCUGACAAUUCUUCAGUCGGGCAUUCAUCCACGCUGACUCACAACCUUCAUAUUUUACCUCGUUUCAUCUCUGGAGCUCCGGACAGCGAAGAAGGACCCGUGUUUUGAGCUAAUAAGAGCAGACGGAAGCAGAGAGCAGAGCCGCAUCUUUUGACCUCAAUCCUGAACUACAUCAAAGAACUCAUGGGGCUCGGGGAGGCUUCAGCGAGGGGGACGAGCAUGGAAGGAGACUGCCUCAGCUGCAUCAAGUACCUCAUGUUUGUCUUCAACUUCCUUAUCUUUCUGGGUGGCUCGUUCCUCCUCGGUGUCGGGGUUUGGGUGGUUGUGGACCCCACAGGAUUUAGGGAGAUUGUGGCAGCAAACCCUCUUCUCUUCACGGGCGUCUACAUCAUCCUGGCCAUGGGAGGCAUGCUGUUCCUGCUGGGUUUCCUCGGCUGCUGUGGAGCCAUACGAGAAAACAAGUGUCUGCUGCUCUUUUUCUUCAUGCUGAUCCUCAUUAUUUUCCUGGCAGAGCUGGCGGCCGCCAUCCUCGCCUUCAUCUUCCGGGAGCAUCUGACCAGGGAAUACUUCACUAAGGAGCUGAAGAGACACUACCAAGGCUACAACAACACUGAUGUCUUCACGUCAACUUGGAACGCUAUUAUGAACACGUUUGACUGCUGUGGCGUGAACAGUCCAGAAGACUUCGAGGAAAGCAUCUUCAGGAUCAUAAACCCUAGUGAAAUGGUGCCGGAGGCCUGCUGCCGGAGGAAUAAUCAUGUUGGAGAAUCGGGCUUCAGUAACCGGGAGGAAUGCCUGUCGGGCAGCAUGCUGUACCGGAACAAUAAGGGCUGUUAUUCAGCGGUUGUGGACUACUUUGAGAUGUACAUCUAUGUUGCUGGUGCCCUGGCUAUUGUUGUGCUCACGAUCGAGCUUUUUGCAAUGGUGUUUGCCAUGUGUCUGUUCAGGGGAAUUCAGUAGUUCACCAAAAGACUUUUGCUUUUUCAAAAAAAGGACAACACCACAGAAGAAAACUGAACCACUCGUCAAAGAAUGUUUUGCUCAAUUUUAUAUAUCUAAAAGUAUUAAGGAACAACAACAAAAACGAAUCUUUGACCUGUACUUCACAGCUGGACCUUUGAGGUGCAAGGCAACAAAAACGCAACAUUGACAAAAAAAAAAGAGAAGAACAUUCUUUGAAUACCGCAAAGAUUUAAUGGGCUUUUUGUCACAAAGCCCAUGCGUAAUUUCGACCAGGUGUAAAACAGACCAGUUAAAGCCUGAUAAACAGAUGAAGAAGGUGCUGCACUGAUUUUGGAUGAAGAAUAUUUAUACUGAGUAAUGCUGGCUUGUUUGUAUAGGCAUUUGUGCUUUUAGUAAAAAGAAAAAGAAAUCAACAUAGACCAAACCACUUUCCUCUCGCCAACACAUUUCUACAGUCAUUGAAUGCAAGCUUUCACAAGCACAUUAUGUUAGUGUUGUAUAGUCAUGUGAAUUGACAUUUUUAUCUAUUCCUGUGUGAAUGCUGGAGAUAUUUGCGUGUGUGUGAGCGUAUGUGUGUGUCUGAGCGUGUGGUGAAUGUUCCUCUUCCCUGCUUGAAGACCAGCAUUUUUUUUUUUUUUUGGUAUUGUGAUGUUUAUUGCAAUAGUAAUUCUAUGUGAUUUUAGCUGAAAUUGAUGUGUAUGCAUUUGUAUUGAAGACUAACAUUAAAGGAAUCUCUGAUGAA
Molecule: messenger RNA, 1991 nt
Organism: Danio aesculapii
Lineage: Eukaryota; Metazoa; Chordata; Actinopteri; Cypriniformes; Danionidae
Gene: tspan18b
Product: tetraspanin 18b
Exons: 9
Coding region: 470-1246 (258 amino acids)
Cellular component (GO): membrane
Source: RefSeq, a predicted model, not a curated record